AUGGCUGCUCCCUCCAGCGCCGUCGCUCAAGCGCAAGCUGCAGCCGCGCUCGCAGCAGAAGAACAAGCCGCAGCAGCAGCGGCCGCAGGGGAGGAGCAGCCGGAGGCAGCGGCGGCAGCGGCGGCACAAGCAGCGGCGGCAGCAGCGGCACAAGCAGCGGCGGCAGCGGCUGCACAAGUAGCGGCGGCAGCAGCAGUGGUGGUGCAUCCUCCUCCCCCUCCCGUCAACCAAAACCCUGAGGUGAACGUGGGAGGAGACCAGCCCGCCGUGAAUCUCAACGCAGUCCUCCAGCAACUUUUGGCUGGUCAACAAGCGCAGGCUGUCUUCAAUGCGAACAUCGCGCAGCAACUGGAGCAAUUGCAUCAGCAGCAACCACCGGUCGCCGCCCCGUUCGCUGGCCAAUUCCUGGCGGAGCCUGCGGGAGGAGUUCUACACCCCCUCCCGGCCAUCGGAGGAGUUCCGCACCCCCACCCGCCCGCUGCUGCUGCCCCGGCUCGCGCGGCCGCGCCCGCCGGUCUGUCGGAGGGCGCGAAGCUGGCGGCCAAGCUUCAGGCGAAUCUGUGGACCACGGACGCGGCCACACCCAAGUGGUUCAUCAUUCGCGGCGGCUUCCACGUCGGGCGCGUCAUGAACAAGGAGCGGCUUACCCUAGCGACUAGAAAAUUCGCUCUCAUCACCGACAAGGCGGCCGCGCAAAUCUCUAAAUUGACGGACUUUGCGGCCGAGCACUUCUUCACCAAGAUGCCAGACGGGGUGCUGCCCACGGCAAUGCCGCCGCAAAUGCAUAUCACGGUGGCGGUGAAAGUGUUUUUCGCAGCUAUCGAAGCCGGCAUGGGGGGGGCGGAUGCUCUCUGCACGGAGCGCGUGAAGAGCCUGCACAGGGAAUUUCUGGCGGUCGAAUCUCAGCUCUCAGCGUACCUUACGCUCCAUUUCGUGGAGCUGGCCGCGUUCCCGGCGAAGACCCGCGACACUGUCUUGGCAGCGUACAACAUUGGUUUCAACGACUUUUUCCACGAUCUAGCGGCGCGGGGCGAGGACUUGCUGCAGGAACAUAGCAACGGCCCCCCAAUGUCGGCCUCCGUCAUUAGCAUGGAGUCGCCGAAGUUCACGAAGCUAAGAAACCUGAUCAAGGAGGAAGAUACUAAUUCCCUCGUCGCGAGGUCAAAGUCAUGGUCCGCGGAGAAGACGGCCCCGCCCACCCCCGCCGCCGCAUCUGCCGCCGCCGCCUCCGCCGGGGAGGAGGGGGGGGGCGCGGGAGCGCCAACUUUGGCCGCGGGGCCGGGGCCGGGAGCGGGACUUGACGGGGCGGGCUCUGCCUUCAGGCAGAGCCGACAUCAGGAGGGAGGGGGUCUCCAGCGCGAGCCGGUUCCCUCUUCGCAGACAUCGGGAGAUCCGUCGGGGUUCCCGGUAUCUCCACACCUGGGUCUGUUUCGCCGACCUGUUUUUACGGUGAGCAAGGGUCGGUACCGCUAUCCUUUGGGUUGGCACUAGAGAGAACCGCAGGGACAGUCGCUCACAGAGCCGCAGGUUCAGAUGUCCGGAUGUUCAGCAAACACACGCCCACCAAUUCGCCGUAGUAGGAACCGCAGGGACAGAUGCUCACGGAGCCACAGGUCCGGAUGUUCACGGCUUCCACAGCUCAGAGUUGGCACUUGUAAGAACCGCAGGGACGGAUGCUCACGGAGCCGCAGGUCCGGAUGUUCAGUGCAAACAC
Molecule: messenger RNA, 1714 nt
Organism: Ectocarpus sp. CCAP 1310/34
Lineage: Eukaryota; Phaeophyceae; Ectocarpales; Ectocarpaceae
Source: the annotation of a GenBank genome assembly